AUGCCGUCAGCACACAUUGAACGUUAUAUUCGUUCCAUAUUUGUACAAAAUAUACCAGCCGGUAUAACAGAGGAUCUUUUUCGACAAAUGUUAAGUCAAUUUGGAGUUCUAAUUCAUUUUCAUAUGUUUCUUGACCCAAGCACAGUCAUUAAUUCCAAUGAACAAAGUAUACAAACAUCAAGAAGUUAUGCUUUUACCGAAUUUGCAUCGAAUGAUAUUGCACAAAAAGUUAUUCAAAAAUUAAAUGGCUUGGAUUUGGGUGGUUUCCGACUUGUCGUCGAUUUACUUUCUAAUCAAGCUGAACCAAUAAUGAAUUUAUUUGAACAAUUUUGUGCAACAAAAACAACAGUCACAUCAUCGAACAAAAACGAUCCACGUCUAGCUAAUGCAACAAUAUCUCAAUCAUCAACAACAUUACCUUUAACAACAGCGACCAUUGAAUCAGCUAACAUCACUACUGCUGUUACUAAUACAAACAACAAUAAUAAUAAUAUUAAAGAAGAUCGUGAAUCAAUUUCGAAUGCCGUUGCUUCAUUACCUCCAGCUCAAAUGUUUGAAUUAAUGAAACAAAUGAAACAAUGUAUUGAAGCAAAUCCAAAUGAAGCUAAAACACUUUUAUCAACAAAUCCUCAAUUAGCAUAUGCUCUUUUGCAAGCACAAGUUGUGAUGCGAAUCGUUGAUCCACAAGUUGCAAUGGUCUUACUUAAUCGUACUGAUAAAGAUGUUAUACCAGCUCCUAUCGAUGUUAAAAAGCCGACACAAACAAUGACACAACCAACAGCAGCAGCGACGGCUCCACUUCCACUUCUGGUUACAAACAAUCCAACUGCACCGUUUCCUUUUCCAGUUAUUCCUGGAGUUCCAUUUUCAAUGCCUAUGAUGGCUCCCAAUAACGCUACUGCACAACAAGCUGCAGCCAAUGCGCUUUUUCAAGCCGCUCUUUUUUCCGGCGCUGGAAUGUUUUCUGGUUCAUUGAUACCACCUCCGAUGCCACACAAUGCACAAUUCCCAACUGUUCAACCAUCAUUUCCACCGCAAAUAAAUCCUUUAGCAACGUCGAUGCGUACACCAAAUCUUGAUGAGAAUGCUGCACUGCUUCUAUUACAAUUGGAUGAUGCUCAAUUAGCACAAUUACCUCCUGCACAGAGUAUGCAAAUUCGUUCGUUACGUGAACAAAUCGCUAAAACUGGUUUAUUACCUAAAAUGUAG
Molecule: messenger RNA, 1209 nt
Organism: Rotaria socialis
Lineage: Eukaryota; Metazoa; Rotifera; Eurotatoria; Philodinida; Philodinidae
Source: the annotation of a GenBank genome assembly